AUGGAGCAGGGAUCCUCUGAACGUUGUCGUUUCACGCAUUGCUUUGGAGACGCGCCAAGGCUGGUGGAGGGUCUGGAGCGCGAGUCCUACGAGGAGCAGCUGAGGGAACUGGGGGCAGUUCGCCUAAAAAGCUUCAACUCCUUCCAGGCAGAAGACGCAAAGAAGAGCUCCUUCUCAAGCAUUAAGAUGAUUCCAGUGGGAUUCCAGCUCUGCAGACUCUCAGUGGAGCUAUGCUCCGCGGCGGCGCGGAGCCCUCACUGGGGAUUACCUGCUUGUUUUCUGCUCACUGUUUCUGGGCUCUCUUUGGUGAAGAUAUUUGCCCCCAAUAUUGAGCAAAGGGAUGUAGUCAAUCACCUAAAAGGAAGUCCAGCAGAAGAGAAGAGAAAUGUGUUAGUUGAAAGUGCCAGGUUGGCAAGAGGAAACAUUCAGGAUUUGGCUGAACUGAAAGCUAGUGAAUUUGAUGCUGUCAUUUUCCCUGGUGGUUUUGGUGUAGCAAAGAAUCUGUGUUCCUGGGCUGUAGAUGGCAAGAACUGUACUGUCAAUGAGCACGUGAGCUCCACACUCCAGGCCUUCCACAGUGCUAAAAAGCCCAUUGGUUUGUGCUGCAUAUCACCAGUUCUGGCAGCCAAAGUCUUUCCUGGCUGUGAGGUUACGGUUGGUCAGGAUAAAAACAUAGAUGGAAGAUUUCCUGAUGCUGAAACGGCAUCUGCUAUAGCAGAGCUUGGAUGUAAGCACAUUUGCAAAAAUGUAAAUGAAUCCCAUGUGGAUAAAGCCAAUAAAAUAGUUACUACCUGUGCUUUCAUGUGCAAAGCUCCUCUGCAUGAAAUCUUUGACGGAAUUGGAACAAUGGUACAAGAAGUCCUGAAGCUUGCCUGACUAGGAGUGUACAGACUUCUCCAAGGAAAUCAGUGUAGCUAAGCAUAAGCAUUUAGCUUCCUUAGACUGAGUUAAUAAAAUAAUGCAACUGCUAAACUUCA
Messenger RNA from Zonotrichia albicollis (white-throated sparrow), 977 nucleotides. Lineage: Eukaryota; Metazoa; Chordata; Aves; Passeriformes; Passerellidae. The record is from RefSeq and is a predicted model, not a curated record.